AUGUGGACACAGUGGGGUACCGAAGCUCAGGAGCAGCGCAUCACAGUGGCACCCGCCAACUUUUGGAAUCGGAUCUGUGAUUCUUUGCAAAUUAAGUACCGGGAUAAUGCUGUGUUGGGGCUGGGAGGAGGGGACAAGGUGCCCUCAUCUCCCCCAUCCCCACCCACCUGGCACCGGGAGGUGCCCCCCAAAGCCACCCCCAAGUGCCUUCGGGUGACAUGGGACGACGUGACCUUCCUCACGUUCUUCUUCACGCGGCUGGAGCGGAACCGCAGCGGCCGCUACGAGCGCGAAUUCCCGUUCGUGUCCCGCUGCGGCGCGGAGCGCAACCUCCUGCGCUGCGAGCACAGACCCAUCGUCUUCACCCGCCUCCUGCCCCCGGACGCCUCCUCCUCAGCCUCCUCCUGCUCCCGCCGCGCCGUGCUGUCGUUCUGCGGCGGCGGGGAGCGGCUGGCCGUGCCGUUCCGGCCCGAGGCGCUGGUGAUGCUGCCGGAGAACGGGCGCUUGUACCACCCGGCGCCGGGCCGGGCGGGGGGCGCGGGGCCGGUGCGCUCGGCGCUGGCUCUGGAGUGGGGGUCCCGCUUGGAGUACGAGCAGGGGCCGGAGCAGCCCCCGACUCACUUUUGGUGGGAGGGGAAGAGGUAUCGGCUCACGGGGGAGCUGGUCUUUGGCAAUUGA
Molecule: messenger RNA, 678 nt
Organism: Colius striatus (speckled mousebird)
Lineage: Eukaryota; Metazoa; Chordata; Aves; Coliiformes; Coliidae
Product: UPF0598 protein C8orf82 homolog
Source: RefSeq, a predicted model, not a curated record